Molecule: messenger RNA, 2095 nt
Organism: Girardinichthys multiradiatus
Lineage: Eukaryota; Metazoa; Chordata; Actinopteri; Cyprinodontiformes; Goodeidae
Gene: ccnb3
Product: cyclin B3
Exons: 12
Coding region: 295-1590 (431 amino acids)
Biological process (GO): regulation of cyclin-dependent protein serine/threonine kinase activity; mitotic cell cycle phase transition
Cellular component (GO): nucleus; cytoplasm; cyclin-dependent protein kinase holoenzyme complex
Molecular function (GO): cyclin-dependent protein serine/threonine kinase regulator activity
Source: RefSeq, a predicted model, not a curated record
GCUGUUGCUUAUAACCAGCGCUCCUUUAUGAACUGCAUUCUGUUCAACUUCCUGAUUGGUCCGUUUGGCUCAAAUUCUAGCCAAUGAGAACGUGGCGCAGGAGAUUUAGAGCCUCAGCUGAAAUACUUUUGUUUGCGCUACUGGCAGUAAAGCACCUCCGUCAAAUUGAAUGAAAUACAGUAGUAAAGGGCAGUCUCUGUCGUCUAAACUUGAUUUAAUAGAGCGAAGCACACUAAGUCGAAACAGCAGCGACUGGACAGUUGUUUUCGGGUGUUAAAGGUGAGCGAACCUGCCAUGCCUUUCACAAGAGGGAAGAAAUCCACAGCCACUGCAGGGAGCAGGGCAUCCAAGCUGAAUGCAGCCGCCACAGAGAACCAGGACGAGGCCCCUCAGGUGAAGAGGUCCUCCUCCCCUCCCCGUGGGGCUCCCAAGAAAAGAACUGCUUUUAUUGACAUCACCAAUGCUCAUAAAGUGCAUAUCAGCCUUCCAGGGAGGAAGAAAGAGUCGAUCAAGAAAGCUGUGAAGAAGACCAGCUUCACCUCGGCGCAAUCAAAGAAUCAAGCAAACCUUAAAACAACAUCAUCCGUGAGCUCCGAGGAAUCGACGUCCGAGAGAGAAAGAACCGAUGUAGAGGAGGACGACAAGAAGAAAGAGGAGUUGCAGGGGGACGAUUCGGCUCCAGCAGAAGAGGCUGUGCAUGCUUCGUCCCCUGCUCCUCUGGAAGUGCCAGCACACUUUCAUAUGCAGCCUAUCCCAGAAGAGUUUGACAUCGACUCUGAGAACUCUGAGGACUGCUACAUGUGUCCUGAGUAUGCAAAGGAUAUCUUCGAUUACCUUAAACAGAGAGAGGAAAAGUUUGUGCUUUCCAACUACAUGCACAAGCAGCAGAGCCUCAACCCAGAGAUGAGAGCAAUCCUGGUCGAUUGGCUGGUUGAAGUACAGGAGAACUUUGAGCUGUUCCACGAGACCCUCUACUUGGCUGUUAAAAUGACAGACCACUAUCUGUCAGAAGCACCCAUCCACAGGCAGAAGCUGCAGCUCGUCGGCUCCACCGCCAUGCUGAUCGCUUCCAAAUUUGAGGAGCGCUGCCCGCCCUCUGUCGAAGAUUUCCUUUAUAUCUGUGACGAUGCGUACAAAAAGGAUGAGCUCAUCUGCAUGGAGGCCUGCAUUCUGCAGACACUGUCGUUUGACAUCAACAUUCCUAUUCCAUAUCGGUUCCUCAGACGCUAUGCCAGGUGUGUGAGCGCCAGCAUGGACACACUGACUCUGGCUCGCUUCUACUGUGAGAUGAGUCUCAUGGAGAUGGACCUUGUGACGGAGCGGGGCUCGCGGCUGGCAUCAGCCUGCCUGCUGAUGGCGCUAGUCACCAAAGACUUGGGAGGAUGGUCUCCCAUCCUGCAGUUUCACUCCGGCUAUCAGGCGUCUGACUUGGCGCCCGUCGUCAGGAAGCUCCACUCCAUGCUUUUAGCGCCAACUGAUGAUAAACUGAAAACCAUCAGGAACAAGUACUCUCACAAGGUGUUUUUUGAAGUUGCUUCCCUUCCUUUGGUCGACAUUGACAUUUUGGAGAAAGCCUUGGCCUCUCCCUGAAGAUGGAAUAAUGGUCUAAAAGACUAAGUGGUGUAAAACCUUGCCUUUAGGAGAAAGCUUGUACAUAAUUUGUUAAUAUGUUUAAUAUUUAUAUGUAGUCUUCCAUGUAAUAUUGGAAAUAAAAAGCAGUUCUGAAGGAGUGUUCUUAAUGUGGGCAUUGUUGUUAACAUGUUAAGGACCUAUUUUAUCAUUGGAUUUAUUUGGGGUUUUUAUGAGUUUUUCUUAUUUUUUAUCAGAAGAUAAGUGAAAUCUUUAUUCAUUAGUAACCUGUAAACACAUCUGUGUGCAUCUUUUACUAAUGAAUUAUGCACAAGCCCACAAGGUUUAAAGGUUCAAACAUUGUUACACGUAGCAGCUAUGCAUGCAUUUCUUUGUUUCUACAGGGCUUAUCAUGUUAAGCUAAUAUUUUGUAUAAAAGACAACCAAAUAAUGCUGUGCUUUUUAUAAUGUUUUUGUUAUGGCUGUCAUGCGUAGUCUUAAAAUAAAGAACUGUUUUACUGUUUGA